Molecule: messenger RNA, 1338 nt
Organism: Vanrija pseudolonga
Lineage: Eukaryota; Fungi; Basidiomycota; Tremellomycetes; Trichosporonales; Trichosporonaceae
Gene: APO1
Product: Aromatic peroxygenase
Exons: 1
Coding region: 1-1338 (445 amino acids)
Molecular function (GO): peroxidase activity
Source: RefSeq, a predicted model, not a curated record
AUGAAGCUUACCCUCCUCGCCCCGGCACUCGUGGCGCUGGCCCCCCUCGCCUCGGCCUACCCAUGGAUGGCUGAAGAGGCCCAGCGCGACCUCGACGCUUACAGCCGCCUGUCUGCGCGUGACCUCGAGGCGCGUGCCGACAACCCCAUCUUUGGCAGUGUCCUGGGCUUCCUCCAGGGGGUGACUGCCCUUCCUGGCCAGAUCGCAAACCUCACCAACGCGAUCAAGGAGGCACAGGACGCCCUCGGCGCCGUCCCUGGCAACCCCGACGCGCGCAUCAAGCUCCCCUGGAACCAGAUCACCCCCGAGGCCAUCUACGAGACUCUGGGCAUCAAGCGCGUCCCCGAUGCCAGCGACCACAAGCGUGGCCUCGUCAAGGCCUGGGGACCGGCCGAGAACGACCAGCACCCUUACAUCCCCUACGACCCCCGCAACCCCGACCACGCUGGUUGGCAGCGCGGCCCUUGCCCCGGCCUCAACACUGUCGCCAACCACGGCUACAUCCCCCGUAACGGUAUCGUCAACCCCGUCGACCUGUUCAUCGGCCUGUUUGAAGGUCUCUCGCUGUCCCCCGACCUCUGUGCCCUCCUCUGCUUUGCUGGCUUUGUGUGGAAGGGUGACCUUCUCACGAUGACCAUGUCGAUUGGCGGCAACAAGGACGUCAGCGGCAAGGUUAUCCGCCAGGCCCCCGGUAUCUCGCAGCACGGCUUCCUCGAGGGCGACGCGUCCAUGACCCGUGGCGAUGCUGCCAUCGGUGACCAGGUGCACCUCAACCAGACCAGGUACCAGCGUCUCAAGCACUACUCUGGUGCCGGCACCGGCAAGUUCGACAUCACCAUUGGCUCGCUCGGCGCCAGCCGCAAGGAGGUGUACGACGACUGCGUCAAGAAUAACCCCAAGUGCGACAUCAACCCCCUCCGCAUGGUCGUCAUGUACGCCGAGAGUGGCUUCGGCCACGAGGUGUUCCGCGGCAGUGGCCAGGUGUUGACUGAGGACAUCCUCGACCACUUCUUCAUUCAGGAGCGCUUCCCACCCGGAUGGUCGCGCCGCUUCACCCCUGUCACCUCGGUCGAGAUGGGUGCGUGGGGUGCUGCCGUGUGGGCUUCCAACCCCGUCAUCCCGGGCAUCUCGCUUGGUGGCAUCUUCCUGCCCGUCCCCACCAUCAACAGCCUGCUCCAGAUUGGCAGCGCCUUCAAUGGUGGCAAGCCCAACUUUGGCUUGCUCAAGGGAGCGUUCUGCAGUGUUCUUGGGCUUGUGCUUGGCUUUGUGCCCGGCACCAUCACCGAUGGCCUUGCGUCGGUCAACGUCCCAGGCUUCUCCAACCUCGCGGCGUGCUAG